Microtus ochrogaster (prairie vole) is the source of this 1610-nucleotide messenger RNA. It is a transcript of the gene Adap2, whose product is annotated as ArfGAP with dual PH domains 2. Gene Ontology annotation, cellular component: plasma membrane; cytoplasm; intracellular membrane-bounded organelle. Gene Ontology annotation, molecular function: phosphatidylinositol bisphosphate binding; GTPase activator activity; phosphatidylinositol-3,4,5-trisphosphate binding. Lineage: Eukaryota; Metazoa; Chordata; Mammalia; Rodentia; Cricetidae. Gene Ontology annotation, biological process: heart development; positive regulation of GTPase activity. The record is from RefSeq and is a predicted model, not a curated record.
AGGCAGGACCAUGGACGUCCAGGAGCGGGAAGAGCGGAGGUGGCGCAGCUAAGCCCCGCUGAGACCUCCGGUCCGGCCAUGGGCGACCGUGAGCGCAACAAGAAACGGCUGCUGGAGCUGCUGCAAGCUGCGGGCACCGGCAACACGCACUGCGCCGACUGCGGGGCUGCGGAUCCUGAUUGGGCCUCUUACAAGCUGGGGAUUUUCAUCUGUCUUCACUGCUCUGGCGUCCACCGCAACUUCCCAGACGUCAGCAAAGUUAAAUCCGUGCGACUGGACUUCUGGGACGACAGUAUGGUGGAGUUCAUGACCCACAAUGGGAAUCUCAAUGUGAAAGCCAAAUUUGAAGCCAGAGUCCCAGCUUUCUACUAUGUCCCUCAGGCCAGCGACUGCUUGGUCUUAAAGGAGCAAUGGAUUCGAGCUAAGUACGAAAGACAGGAAUUUAUAGCUGACGAGAAAGCUGUCUCAGCCCCAGGUGACAGAGAAGGGUUCCUGUGGAAGCGGGGGCGUGACAAUGCCCAGUUCCUGAGAAGGAGGUUUGUCCUUCUGGCAAGAGAAGGCCUCCUGAAGUACUACACAAAAGAGGAGGGUAAAGCCCCCAAAGCAGUCAUCAACAUCAAGGACUUGAAUGCCACCUUCCAGACAGAGAAGAUAGGACAUCCCCACGGUCUGCAGAUCACCUACAGGAAAGAGGACCACACCCGGAAUCUCUUUGUGUAUCAUGACAGUGGGAAGGAGAUAGUGGAUUGGUUCAACGCUCUCCGUGCGGCCCGCCUGCAAUACCUAAGAUUGGCCUUUCCUGAUCUCCCGGAGUCUGAGCUCGUGCCUCUCAUCACCAGGAACUACCUCAAACAAGGCUUCAUGGAGAAGACCGGUCCAAAGCACAGAGAACCCUUCAAGAAAAGAUGGUUUGCUCUGGAUCCCUUGGAGAGGAGGUUGCUGUAUUAUAAGAAUCCUCUGGAUGCUUUCGAGCAGGGCCAGGUUUUCCUGGGAAGCAAUGAGCAGGGGUAUGAAGUAUGCGAAGACCUGCCCAGGGGCAUCCGAGGGAAUCGCUGGAAGGUUGGACUCACUGUCAUCACUCCAGAGCGGAAGUUCAUCUUCACCUGCCCCAGUGAGAAGGAACAGCGAGAAUGGCUGGAGAGUCUGCAGGAUGUCCUGUCCAGUCCCCUGUCGCCCCUCCACCUCCUCACCACAUCAGCAGAGAGUGGCUGUGGCCUCAGGUGACCCAUCUCGGAAGAGUCGGCUGGCCAACGAGCACCUGAAAUCCCCGAGAAGUGUUCACCUCUGCCCUGGUUGUCCAGAAGGAAGCCCCGAGACCAGCAGCUGUUGCUCCUGUCAGUGAACUCUGUCAAGAUCGAGGGUGUGGUUUAUCUUGUGGCUCCCAGGAUCCUUCCAGCAAACAUUUCCCAGUCUUGGGGAGCUGGUACUGAGAAGAAUGUAGCUCUCCAAGCUUAGAAGACCUGAAGGUUUUCUCAUAUUUGCACCGAGAGCAGGGUGCAAUGAUGCAUGCCUGUGGAGAGGCAGGAGUGCCAUGAGUUUGGUGCCAGCUUGGACCAUACAGGGAGUUCAAGUGCAGCCUGAGCUGCAUAGCAAGACCUUUUUUUUUUAAA